Messenger RNA from Myxocyprinus asiaticus (Chinese sucker), 1398 nucleotides. Its product is annotated as HLA class II histocompatibility antigen, DP alpha 1 chain-like. Gene Ontology annotation, biological process: immune response; positive regulation of T cell activation; immunoglobulin production involved in immunoglobulin-mediated immune response. The transcript has 4 exons. The record is from RefSeq and is a predicted model, not a curated record. Bases 100 to 810 code for a protein of 236 amino acids. Gene Ontology annotation, molecular function: MHC class II protein complex binding. Gene Ontology annotation, cellular component: MHC class II protein complex; membrane. Lineage: Eukaryota; Metazoa; Chordata; Actinopteri; Cypriniformes; Catostomidae.
AUGAUUAUGAGGCUGUUCAACAGGUCACAAGUAAAGUUAUAGACUUGUGUCACUGUUCACUUCACUCACUUUAGUUUGUUUCACAGAGCAUUGAGAAAGAUGGAGCUGUAUGUCCUCAUUCUCACAUUUACUGUGCUUGUUUCUUCUGAGGUCAAUGUUGUACAUGAGGAUAUUGCUAUAACUGUAGUCUCUAACACUCCUCAGCAAGAGGAUAUGUAUGGAUUUGAUGGAGAAGAGAUGUACCAUUCAGACUUCGCAAGACAACAAGAAGUAUAUUCAUUACCAGACUUUGCAGAUCCCAUCAGCUGUCCUACAUGUUAUGAUGGAUCUGUUGCUAACCAACAAAUUGCUAAACAAAACUUAGACAUCUGCAUUAAAGCUUACAAAAAUCCACCACCGCAAAUGGACCCCCCCCAGACUUCCAUCUAUGCUAAGUAUGAUAUUGUGCUGCGUGAGAGGAACAACCUCAUCUGUCAUGUGACUGGAUUCUUCCCUCCCUACCUCAAUAUCUCAUGGACUAAGAACAAUGAGAUUGUAACAGAGGCCAGUCUGAGUCAGUAUCGUCCAAAUAAAGAUGGCACAUUCAACAUCUUCUCCACUUUGACGAUGACUCCUAUGGAAGGAGACAUUUACAGCUGCACUGUGAAUCACAUGUCCCUCAAGGAUCAACCUCAGACCAAAACAUGGGAAGUUGACGUUGCUCUUCCCAGUGUUGGUCCAGCGGUUUUCUGUGGAGUGGGUCUGACUCUUGGGCUGCUGGGAGUCGCUGUUGGGACUUUCUUUCUCAUUAAAGGAAACAACUGCAACUGAAAACCCCCAUAUGAACGCUUUAAAAAGACAUUGUGAUUACACUGUAAAUCAUUCUGUAAACAAAGACUGUUUAACUUGGCAACAGUGCGUUAUCCUGCGCUUCAUUUUGUUUUUUAAUUCUCAAUUUUUCAGAUGACAGACAACAUUCUAGAUGUUAAAGAUACAAAUAAAAGCAUAAACCUGAAUGUACCGGCAUUAAUAUUACUCCAUAGUACUAGAAAUGUUGCAGUGAACAUUAUACUGUAUGUGCUUUCUAUGUAACUCCAUACAUGCUUAUCCACUGUUUCACUAAUAUCCCAGUUGCAGUUUGUCAUGAGUAAUUUUAUAAUUGUAAUAAUCUGAGUUUUUUCUGUCUUGUUCAUUGCUAAAUGUUCUUUAAAAUGUCAUUACAUACAAGCACCCGAUUUUUCUCACACAAAAUUAUUUUAUUACAGAUUUUGUUAUGCUUGAAAAUAAGGUAGAUUAAUAACAUCUUAAAUCUUGAAAUGAUCCUGUCAUUAUUUUAAUAAAUAUAAAGUUAAUUCCUUUUUCCAUUGUCUAUAUUGUUUGACAUUGAUUAUAAAUAAAUAUUUAACUCUUGUAAAUUCA